This is a messenger RNA of Suillus bovinus, 270 nucleotides long. RefSeq lists its product as uncharacterized. The record is from RefSeq and is a predicted model, not a curated record. NCBI's taxonomy places the organism in Eukaryota, Fungi, Basidiomycota, Agaricomycetes, Boletales, Suillaceae. The transcript is spliced from 2 exons. Bases 1 to 270 code for a protein of 89 amino acids.
AUGGAUUCUGGUGCCUCGGAGCUGGAAACUGAAGAUGUGGAGGAGGGUGGGAAUGACGCGGAGAUGAAAACCGAAGACACAGAGGAUGAAAAUCUGGCCGCAAUCAAUCCAGAAUUUCAGCCAGUUGUUGCGUCUCCUUGCGACCUUCUCACCAGGCGCGCUGGGAACCCCAAUCCCAAUCCUGCAAAUCCCACUGCGCCAUGGAGUUAUUAUGUCAAGGCAAGAACUGAAACGCCAGACUUGGACUCCUCAGAUGAGGAGAGCGUGUAA